Staurois parvus is the source of this 302-nucleotide messenger RNA. The record is from the annotation of a GenBank genome assembly. NCBI's taxonomy places the organism in Eukaryota, Metazoa, Chordata, Amphibia, Anura, Ranidae.
GAUGACCAGAGACUGCGGACACAGUACAGGAGAUGACCAGAGACUGCAGACACAGUACAGGAGAUGACCAGAGACUGCGGACAUAGUACAGGAGAUGACCAGAGACUGCGGACACAGUACAGGAGAUGGGAGACUGCAGACACAGUACAGGAGAGGCCGGAGCGAUACCGCGGGCAAACACGGCCUGAGCUGCAGGAGAGGACAGAAUAAUAUCAGACAAUGAAUAUCCCGUAUACCAUAGAUCUGCCCCACAGACAAGGGAGGUACUGGACUCGGCCCCUCCCACAGGCGGUGACACAUAG